Molecule: messenger RNA, 546 nt
Organism: Stylophora pistillata
Lineage: Eukaryota; Metazoa; Cnidaria; Anthozoa; Scleractinia; Pocilloporidae
Product: FERM, ARHGEF and pleckstrin domain-containing protein 2-like
Cellular component (GO): cytoskeleton
Molecular function (GO): guanyl-nucleotide exchange factor activity; cytoskeletal protein binding
Source: RefSeq, a predicted model, not a curated record
AUGUCUCGCCGCUAUGACAUGGGCGAGCAAGAUACUCGUGCAGUCUCCAAUCGUCGGAAAGUCACCGUCAAAGUUUGUAUGCUCGACGAUUCCGUGGUAAAAUUUGAUAUAGAGCCAAAAGGUAAAGGCAAAUCUCUGUAUGACAAUGUCUAUGAAUACCUGAACUUGGAAGAACGUGAAUACUUUGGAUUAAGUUUUUAUGACAAAAAUGAUAAUUUGUUUUGGCUUGAUGAUAUUAAGCCCUUAAACAAGCAAGUCAAAGAUCUCCGUUCAAUGCUGUUUAGAUUUUGUGUAAAGUUUUAUCCACCAGAUCCAGCAAGUCUUCAAGAGGAAUACACAAGGUAUUUGUUUGGUCUUCAGAUUAAGAGAGAUCUUCUAAGUGGAAGAUUAAAAUGUUCAGAGAAUACAGCAGCCCUUCUGGCAUCAUAUGUUGUUCAGGGUGAACUUGGUGAUUAUGAUUCCGUGUCAUGCAGACAAGGAUAUUUGUCAGAGUUUCAAUUUUUCCCUGGCCAGACAGCUGACUCAGAAAAGAGAAUAUCAACUUAA